Psammomys obesus (fat sand rat) is the source of this 678-nucleotide messenger RNA. RefSeq lists its product as uncharacterized. Bases 1 to 678 code for a protein of 225 amino acids. The record is from RefSeq and is a predicted model, not a curated record. The transcript has 3 exons. Lineage: Eukaryota; Metazoa; Chordata; Mammalia; Rodentia; Muridae.
AUGGCCUCCUGCCCCCACCGACCAAGGGCUGGCGUUCCAGCCGGAGGCCGGAGAGCGGGCGAGCGCAGCCGCGGACCGCCGGAUCCCCAGCACCGCGACAUCAGCCCAGAGCUCCGAGGGGCGCCCCAAAGGAGCCACGACCCGAGGCCCCGGCUCCCGUCCGCGGCGGGAGGAGCCCCGUUAUCCGGGCCCCCCGGGGCGCACAGCCGCCACCUGGGGCCGGGAGUCCGCGGAUCCGGUGGUGACACCGUAGCCCUGUGCUCGUCCACCCGGAAGGGGCUGCCCGAGCUCGGCCCUGGGGCGCUACCCCCUCCGCCCCCCCCCCGCCGGGAGAGGCCUCCGCCCCGGACUCACAAGUUGGGGUCCCCCCCGCCGCGCCCAGGCUGGGCGACCCCCGCGGCAGCCCAGGCUGGCCCUGCCCUGCGUCUCCAGCCCCAGCCUCUCCGCUCCUGGGGUCGCAGCAGGCUGUGCCCCCGCUCCCCGCGGCGCCCACGCGUGCACCCCAGCCUGGGCCAGGGUCCCCUCCAGACCCUCGGAGGUGGCUCUCCCGCCCGGGCUAGCGGGCCGCGGGCGCCUGUCGGGACCCCCAGCCCGAGGCCGCGCCCCCUGCCGGAGCCGCGGGGAAGUGCAUCUCCCCCGGCCGGGAAGGGCUGGGCUCUGGGCGUGGCGACCGCCUGA